Melanaphis sacchari is the source of this 1264-nucleotide messenger RNA. Its product is annotated as ankyrin repeat domain-containing protein 54-like. Bases 200 to 1228 code for a protein of 342 amino acids. The transcript has 5 exons. The record is from RefSeq and is a predicted model, not a curated record. Lineage: Eukaryota; Metazoa; Arthropoda; Insecta; Hemiptera; Aphididae. Gene Ontology annotation, molecular function: protein binding.
UAACACGAUAAAAACAAUAAUAACCAUAAUACCAAAUAGUAAUGUCAGAGUUGGAAUCAGUUCCGUACACAUUUUAUUUUAAUACCUAUACGCAUAUCGCAAUCUGCUUCUGUGUACGAUUCAGUUAUUUUACAGUAUUGUGUUCAAUAGUGUAAAAUUAUCAAAUCCAUGUCUAAGAAUAUGUAUUCGGCUGUCCGCUAUGUUAGCUGGGAAAAGUAAUCCAGACUGUGAAUUCGAAGACAUGACGUCUAACGAUUCUGGCGUGGAAAGCAGCACGGACAACGACGAUUGUGCGCAACCGAAGUUCAACAAGAGACUUGUGUCAUCCGCCGAGAUGUCUCUAGUGCCUGUGCAGAGGAUGAAGAACCACGAUUUUCCGUUGUCGUUGUGCCUGAAUUCUAUAUCUGAACCCCCAAUCGUGUUUGCUCGACCUAUGAUCAACGAGAUUCCAGGUCGUAAGUUCAAGUGCCUAUUCGAGUUGGCCAACCCCACGUUUCCGGGCACGUUGGAUAGAUUUCAAUCCUGUCUAACUCCCAUACAAGAAUACACAGAAAUGUUGUUGAAAAUGGAGAAGAAAGGCAGUUAUACUCAAUCCAAAAGCAAUAUUGGCCCGUGCCGUGCUCAUUCAUGUCGUAGUUAUAUGAGAUCAAAUGCUUUUCAGUCCAGAGACAGUCACAAACUUUGUCGAGCGGCAAACAUGAAUAACACUGAACUACUGGAGCAAUUUCUCAAGAAUGGUGUUGAUCCAAAUUGUUGGGAUAGUAGAAAACGUACACCCUUACAUUUGGCAGCAAGUAAAGGAUAUGCAGAAGCUGUGGGAUUGUUAUUGAAAUACGGUGCCAAUCCAAAUAUAAAAGAUGCUUUGGGAAACACUCCAUUACAUUUGGCUGCCUGUACACAUCAUAUGGAUGUAGUAACAUUACUCUUAAAAGGAGGAACAGAUGUAAGUAGCUGUGAUGCCCAAGGCCGAAGUCCUCUACAUUUGGCUCAAUCAAAAUUGCGUCUGUUGACUCAUUGUAAAAGUGACGUUUGUACAUCAGUUAAACAAACAGUGCUACAGGUAAUUGAAAUGCUAUUGGCAUAUUUUGAUAAAAAAAAUAGCUCAGAUGAAGCAGAACUAUUGAACGCCUUCCAAACUAGAUUACAAAUAUCAGAUUCAGGUGAAAGGGUUAGCACCGAAAUUCAAGAUCUUUUAAACAAUUUAUCUACAUUAAAACUAAAUAAAUAAGCCUGAAAUCAUUAAAAACAUUUUUUUUUAGAUUAA